CGGGGCUGGUGCGGCCUCCUGGCGACGCGGCGUCCGCUGCUCUCCCGCCCGGCUCUGCGGGCUGCUGCGGGAGUGGAACCCCGGAGGCGGAGGCGGUAAGUGAGCUCGGAGCGGGAGCCGGGAGGGUUUGAGCGGGACCCCAGAGCACAAGCGCUGCCCGGGAACUCGUGGGGCUCGAGCUCUUGCAGUUUUGCGCAGUGCUCAGCCUAAGCGUCGGUCGUGGAAUCCGGGCACCGCGGUCGCAGUCCCGGGGCUGGAGGUGCGCUCCUGCCUCCUACACUGCGCCCAGUACCGCAGACGCGCAGAACAGUUGGCGGCGAACCUGUACAGGGCUCUAGUGACAGCUGCGGGCGAGCCCCACGGAACACCGCACCUCCGACCCUUCCCUGCAGUUUGAUCUUAGCGUGCUCUUUAUGACCGUCCCUUAGAACAGGCUGGUGGCCGCUCUGCUGUCCUGGCCCCGCGCGCCACUGCACUCACUGUCCAGGCAGGUCAUCCCGAAAGCCCUUACCCCACAAGAGCACUUUUUCGCCUUCUGAGGGACUUUUCCAAGUUGCAUCACCGUUUGGCUUCAAGCUGGGACAGUGAACCAUGGAGCUGUAUUUUGGUGAAUAUCAACACGUGCAGCAGGAAUACGGUGUCCACCUGAGACUUGCCAGUGAUGGCACUCCAAAGCCAAGGAAUUCCCAGCCCUCAAAGGCAGGCUCCUAUGGUGUCAGUAUCAGAGUCCAGGGAAUUGAUGGCCACCCUUACAUAGUCCUGAAUAACACUGAACGGUGUCUAGCAGGCAUACCUUUCCCAGAAAACAGGCCGUUUCCAUCUCCGAUGAUAAAUAACUUGUCCCUACAUCCAAGCAAUGGAACCGUGUUGAAGGAGAACACGCCAGAGGAACUGCAACUUCCAGAAAACCCAUACCUGCAAGCCAGCCCGGUAAGCGGCCAGAAGCAGUUCUCCUUCCACGAGGGCAGGAAUGGAGUUCUAGAACGCAAAGACGGGCCCACAAAACUACCCCACGUGCUCAACUUCCAGAGGCACCCCGAGCUUCUGCAGCCCUACGACCCAGAAAAGAAUGAGGUGAACUCAAAGAAGCAUCACCCACCGGAGAGUCCCUGGCUGAGAAACGCGACAGAGGAAGGGACCAACUGUAAGAUGUCCCGGAACUGCUUUCCCAAACCCUGCGGUUCCCAGCCCAACAGCCCUACUCCAGAAGACUUAGCCAAGACCAACAUGACAGCUAUCCGUCUCUGCAGCUCCGUGGUCAUAGAAGACCCCCAAAAGCAGACCUCGGUGUGUGUGAAUGUUCAGAGGUGUGCCAAGGAAGGGGUGGGAGAGGAGACCCUUUCCCCUCGACGGAAAUCCCCAACAGCCCCCAGCCCACAGGCCUACUCCGAAACCAAGAAAAGCAGGCCAGAUGUACUACCCUUUAGACGACAAGAUUCUGCAGGACCCAUCCUGGAUGGAGCUCGGUCACGAAGGUCCUCUUCGUCAUCCACGACUCCCACUUCAGCCACUUCCUUGUACAAAUUUUUACUUGAUGAUCAGGAAUGUGCCAUCCACGCUGACAGUGUCAACCGCCAUGAAAACCGAAGGUAUAUUCCCUUCUUGCCAGGAACUGGGCGGGACAUCGACACCUGCUCAAUUCCUGGUGUGGACCAGUUAAUUGAAAAGUUUGACCAAAAGCCUGGCCAGAGAAGAGGAAGGUCUGGGAGGAGAAACAGGAUCAAUGCAGACGACAGGAAAAGAUCCCGAAGUGUAGAUAGUGCCUUUCCAUUUGGUCUCCAGGGAAAUACAGAAUACCUCACAGAGUUCAGCAGGAAUCUGGGCAAAUCUAGUGAACACCUCCUUCGGCCAUCCCAGGUCUUCCUGCAGAGGUCAGUGGCCCAGGAGCACCGUGGGAAGCACAGUCCCAUCAGCACCCUUGCAAAACUGCAAGGUGCCCACCCCAAGCCUCCCCUGCAGAACAAAGACGGGAAAGUUCUGAACAAAGGAAGUCAGGAAAGCAUAGGGGCAGGUGCCCCCUCCCUUCCAGCACAGAAUAAAAAAGAGGAAGAAAUCAAAAUAGCCACCGCCACGUUGAUGUUACAGAACCGGGCUGUGGCUGCCACAUCUGAUUCUGGUGCCAAGAAAAUUUCAGUGAAGACAUUUCCUUCCGACUCGAGUACUCAGGCCACGCCAGAUCUCUUAAAGGGCCAGCAGGAGCUCACACAACAAACCAACGAGGAGACCGCCAAGCAGAUCCUUUACAAUUACCUCAGAGAAGGAGGCACAGAUAACGAGGAUGCCACCAAAAGGAAGGUGAACCUGGUCUUUGAGAAAAUCCAGACUUUGAAGUCCAGAGCAACAGGGAGUGCCCAAGGAAACAAUCAAGCUCCGAAUUCUUCCUCUGAAGGCAACGAUCUAUUGGAUCAGAAGAACAAAUUGAUCCUAGAAGUGUCUGAACUACAGCAGCAACUGCAGUUGGAGAUGAAGAACCAUCAGAACAUCAAGGAGGAGAGAGAAAGGAUGAGAGAGGAUUUAGAAGAGCUGCGAGUCCGGCACCAGAGCCAAGUGGAGGAGACGGCCACCCUGCAGAGACGGCUGGAGGAAAGUGAAGAAGAGCUGAGGAAGAACUUGGAAGAGCUGUUCCAAGUGAAGAUAGAGCGAGAACAGCACCAGACUGAGAUCAGAGACCUGCAGGACCAGCUGUCAGAAAUGCACGACGAACUCGACAGCACCAAGCGAUCCGAGGACCAGGAGAAGGGAGCCCUGAUCGAGGAGCUCCUGCAGGCCAAGCAGGACCUUCAAGACCUGCUCAUUGCCAAAGAGGAACAGGAAGAUCUCUUGAGGAAGCGGGAGAGGGAGCUGACUGCCUUGAAGGGUGCCUUGAAGGAGGAGGUUUCCAGCCAUGACCAGGAGAUGGACAAGCUGAAAGAACAGUACGACGCUGAGCUGCAGGCCCUCAGGGAGAGUGUGGAGGAAGCCACCAAGAAUGUUGAGGUCCUGGCCAGCAGGAGCCACUCCUCAGAGCAGACCCAAGCAGAGGCUGACCUGCGUGAGAAAGCCCUGAAGGAGGAGAAUGAGAAGCUGCAGGGAAGGAUAGUGGAGCUGGAGCGCAGGGCGGCCCAGCUGCAGAGGCAGAUGGAGGAUGUGAAGGGUGACGAGGCCCAAGCAAAGGAGACACUCCGGAAGUGUGAGAGUGAAGUACAGCAGCUUGAGGAAGCCCUUGUGUGUGCCAGAAACGAAGAAAAGGAAGCCGCAUGUGCCAGAACGGCUGUGGAGAGGGAGCUGGAGCAAGCUCAGAGAGAGCUGAGCCAGAUCUCCCAAGAGCAGAAGGAACUCCUAGAGAAACUCCAGGAGGAGGUGGAGCAGAAGGAGCAGCUGAGGAAGCUGAAGAACGAGAUGGAGAGUGAGCGAUGGCACCUGGACAAGACCAUCGAGAAGCUGCAGAAGGAGAUGGCCGACAUUGCUGAGGCGUCCCGCACUUCCUCUUUGGAGCUGCAAAAGCAGCUGGAUGAGUAUAAGGAGAAGAAUCGCCGGGAGCUUGCGGAAAUGCAGACACAGCUGAAGGAGAAAAGCCUGGAGGUGGAAAAGGCCAGACUGGCAGCCUCAAAGAUGCAGGAUGAGUUGCGCCUCAAGGAGGAAGAGUUGCGGGACUACCAACGAGCUGAGGAGGAAGCGCUCACGAAACGGCAGCUUCUGGAGCAGUCACUGAAGGAUCUGGAGUACCAGCUGGAGGCCAAGAGUCACCUCAAGGAUGACCGAAGCCGACUGGUCAAGCAGAUGGAGGACAAGGUGUCCCAAUUGGAGAUUGAGUUGGAAGAAGAAAGAACGAACGCUGACUUGCUGUCUGAGAGGAUCACUUGGAGCAGGGAACAGAUGGAGCAGAUGAGGAGUGAGUUACUUCAAGAGAAAGCUGCCAAGCAAGACUUAGAGUGUGACAAGAUUUCCCUAGAGAGACAGAACAAAGACUUAAAGAGCCGGAUUACCCACCUGGAAGGUUCCUACAGGUCCAGUAAGGAGGGCCUGGUGGUGCAAAUGGAGGCCAGGAUUGCAGAGCUGGAGGACCGGCUGGAGAACGAAGAGAGGGACCGGGCCAACCUGCAGCUCAACAACCGAAGGCUGGAGCGGAAGGUGAAGGAGUUGGUGAUGCAGGUGGAUGAUGAGCAUCUGUCACUGACUGACCAGAAGGACCAGCUGAGCUUGCGCCUGAAAGCCAUGAAGCGCCAGGUGGAGGAGGCUGAAGAGGAGAUCGACAGACUGGAAAGUUCUAAGAAGAAGCUGCAGAGGGAGCUGGAGGAGCAGAUAGGAGUGAACGAGCAGCUGCAGGGGCAGCUCAACUCUAUGAAGAAGGGCUUAAGGCUUAAGACACUGUCUAGUAAAGUACUGGAUGACUCAGACGAUGAUGACCUCAGCAGUGAUGCGGGAAGCCUCUAUGAAGCCCCACUGAGCUAUCCCUUUCCCAAAGACAGCACUAUCACCAGCCAGAUCUGAUCUGCUUCCGGGCCCGUUCAUCCUGACAGGACUCCGCAGCCAUCUCGACAGUAGGAGGGCUUGGGAAUGGAGUCAGACCCACAGUUCCCACCUCACAUUCUUCCCGGGGCCUCUACGUGGUUGAGUGACCUUGGAUCUUAGAUAGGGAGCUAUUGAAAUUUCAGAUGACCUAACUGGGAUAUUGGGGGUAAGACAAAGCCCUGUUGUGCCCUGCUGUCUGCCAUCACUCCUUCUCCUGCCCCUGUUCCAAUGCCGGCUGUAAUACUAUAGGGACGUGUAGGGAUGAAAUGAUGAACAGACUGCACACAUUUUAAACCAGAACUUCUCAAGCACUGCUCUUCUACUUUAGAAUGCUCCAGAGUCUUUGGAGUGUGAUGUCUUUGUAAAGUUCACACAUGGAUCUUGAUUAACUUUUAAAAUAUGAAGCUACCAGAUCUCAAGAAUUAAAAAGCGGGAGGCAAAGGAGGGAGAGUGAAGGCUACUCUGGAAACCAGAGGGGUUCAGACUGGAAAAGUAGCACUGGGAAUCAAUCCAUGGAUUGUAUGGGAAAACAGUUCAUUGAUGGUUGGGGAAGGACACUUAGGGCUGAGUGUGAGGCCUUGGUUUCUUAUUUUACUGAGGAGGCUUAUUGUAUCUGAACCAUGUGAAGAGCUGUUUCCACUCCCCAUUUCCUUCAAGCAAGUAGAAUGGGGAGACAGAUGAGAUUUUCAACAAGUGCUGUGCUUCUCAAAGGUCAAGAACCCUAUUGUUGUAUCUCCUUGGCCCUUUUCCUCCAUGGCAGACCUCCAAGUGAAGCUUGCUCAGGCCUGGAAUUGGAGGACUAGGAGGGGCCUUGAGAUGAGGCUUCUGGGCUUAGAUAUGAGGACGAGGAGGGAGGCAUCCAGGAAGUUCAAGGAAUAAGUGGGAGUAGGGCUGAAGUAAGAAGGAAUACAGAGAUGUUCUUGAAAGCUGGAGGAUGUGCAAGAAGGACAGAGGGUUGGGGGUUGAGCUGGAGCUUGGGAUGAUGGGAAAAAGAAUUGGGGGUGCUUGCCAUCUGAAGGUCUUUUUUGGACCUUCUUCAGGUGUCAGGAAGGGGAGAGGUCCAAGGGCAAGCACAGAAUGCCAAGGUGGCUUUGGGAGGAUGCUGGGCAUCCCUGUCUAUCUCCUGGCCUACCUGUGUCUCCUCAUUACCAUGACAGUCGCCUAUAAAAGAACCUUGUGAGUUGCCUAUGUGUGUAAGGCAGAGAAGACAGGACACUGAAGCAGGGUCCCCGGGCUUCCUGAUGUGGGGACUCCUGGGGACCAGGUUACCAAAAGGUCUGGUCCCCUACAGGUCAGAGAUCACCACCUAGAUUUAAAGAGAAGAGAUUUGAAGGAUGAGCAUUUGCUACCAGAGAACCAAGCCCUAUCACACAUCACGAGAGCCAGUCUCCCGCGACAUAGCUGGGCACAGCCCUUGCCCGUUUCCUCACUGGGUAUGGAGAGAUUUCUGCUUUCAGCCAUUCUUCCAUUUAACCAAUAUGUAUUAUCAUCCAUCAAGAUGUGUCAGGCACAGAUGUUGGCACUGGACACACAGUGAAUAAAAGUGAAAAUGUCUGUGGGCUGGAGCUGGAGUUCAGCUGUGCCUAGCAUGUAGGAAGCCCUGUGUUUAAAUCCCCAACUCCCUAAACCGGGUGUGGUGCAGCAUGCUGUCAUCCCAACACUCAGGAAGUGGCGACAGGAGGAUCCAGAGUUCAAGGUCAGCCUUGGAUACAUAUGCAGUUCCAGACCAACCUGGGAUAUAGGAGACCCCAUCUCAAAAAAACAAACCAACCCUGCCCUCCAGUAACCGUCCAGGAGAGUGUGGUGGUGCAGGCUGAGCCGCUCUAUACCCAGCCUCUGAGAACUUUGUCCUCUCGGCAACUUGAUAGCCUGCGGUUGGUUGGCUAGUUCCCCAGAACUCACAGGAAUUCUUUGACUUCUAGAAUCUUAUGUCGUCAUCUGAUACUUGCAGUAAGCCUAGAAAUGCCUUGGCCACUCGUCCCAGAGAUUCAGGUGACAAAAUCAAGACCCGGAGGAAAGGGGUGUUUGUUUUGGGGUUUGACAAAAUCAGCCAGCUCCUAUUCUAGUUCUUUCUGGUAGCCAUGGGGCUAGCUACAUGAAGGAAAACAGCUCCUGAAAGGGAGAACAGAGGUCACCACUGGAAACACUUGUAGAGUUCCCUGCCGCCGCCUCCCCCCACCAAAGCAGGCUAGGCAGGGUGAGAACAUGUCUCCUGUGCCGUAAUGGAAUGGGAGCAGUCGGGGCUUGUGCGGUGUGUGUGGUACAGCCAGCGGCACAACACUGGACUGAGGUUUAGAGAGAGGUUUGUAAAUCCCAGACUCAUCUCUUCCCUGUGAUCAUGACAGGUGCAUCCUGGGACAAGGUGGGGAUUAGGGCUCCAGGUCUUUCUUGGCUCAAACCUGUGAGCAUGCCUUGGUUUUCUUAUAUAUACAUGAUGUUUUUAUUCCCCUGUUUAUUGCUUUAAGAACUAAUCCUGCUUGAGUAUUUUCUUUCGCUAGCUUAAAAAUAUCUUGUGUGAAAACAUACAUGUUGCCAGCUGCAAAGCUCAGAAGACAAUCACUGUAUGCCUUUUAGAAAUUUGUUUUUCCUGCUCCAGAGUGUCAUUCCACCAGGACAGUUGGUGUACUCGGGCAGGUCUUUCAGUAGGGAUUGGUCGCUAUGCGUUGUCAUGGGGAAGAGACACUUUAUCACAGCUACCUCCAUGGAAGUGACUUCAUGGAUAAAGCAAGAUUUCCUUUCAAUAAACUGUCGGCUGACAGGAA
Messenger RNA from Rattus norvegicus (Norway rat), 7253 nucleotides. It is a transcript of the gene Cgnl1, whose product is annotated as cingulin-like 1. The record is from RefSeq and is a predicted model, not a curated record. Gene Ontology annotation, cellular component: myosin complex. Lineage: Eukaryota; Metazoa; Chordata; Mammalia; Rodentia; Muridae.